AUGGUAGUUCUUAGAGAUAACUUUUUCUCAGGGAAAAACCCUCGCGGGUUUUGCAAGUUUGAAUAUCUUCAUUACUUUGAUCUGUCUUGGAAUAAUUUUUCGGGUACUAUACCAAAGUGUAUCAACAACCUGACUGCACUAGUCGAUGAAGAAUACGACAUAUUCCAUGAUGUACAGAAUUAUUUUGGGGUAUACUAUGAUGGGCUUUUAAACAUAAGAACAAAAGGGAAUGAAUACGAGUAUGGUAGGACUGCUUCCUUGGUUAAUGGAAUUGAUCUUUCUGGGAAUUUUUUAUCAGGAGAGAUCCCCGUUCAAAUGACCAACCUUAAGGCAACAUCAAUUUUGGACCUCUCAAGGAAUCACUUUAGUGGAAAUAUCCCUCAAGAUAUUGGUGCAAUUCCACCCAGUUUAUCCUCAUCUACUUUCCUCUCGCACUUGAACUUAUCGUACAACAACUUGGAAGGCAGGAUUCCCUCUGGAAAUGAGCUACAAACUCUUACAGAUCCGUCCAUAUACCAGGGAAAUCCGAUGUUGUGUGGCACUCCUCUUUCUACUAGGUGCCCAGGAGAUCCUGAAACUACUGAUGUUGUGACACCAACUGCUGGUGUUCAUGAGGAAGAGCAAGACAAGAAUGAGAAUGAAGAUGUUUGGUUCUACUUGGCGAUUGCCUUGGGAUUUAUCGUGGGAUUUUGGGGGUGUUUGUGGAACUUUAGUGCUAAACAAUUCAUGGAGGGAUGCUUUUUUCAAGUUCUUUGGGAGGAUAAAGCCAUUGCAAAGUUUAAUGGAUUAACAAAUAUGUAA
Amaranthus tricolor (Joseph's coat) is the source of this 801-nucleotide messenger RNA. RefSeq names its product receptor-like protein 48. The transcript is spliced from 2 exons. Gene Ontology annotation, molecular function: protein binding. Bases 1 to 801 code for a protein of 266 amino acids. The record is from RefSeq and is a predicted model, not a curated record. NCBI's taxonomy places the organism in Eukaryota, Viridiplantae, Streptophyta, Magnoliopsida, Caryophyllales, Amaranthaceae.